Molecule: messenger RNA, 2091 nt
Organism: Parnassius apollo (apollo)
Lineage: Eukaryota; Metazoa; Arthropoda; Insecta; Lepidoptera; Papilionidae
Source: the annotation of a GenBank genome assembly
AUGGGAGGGCCGCGGCGCAUGUCAAGUGCGCUGCUGCUGCCCUUCGCCCUCCUCUCCCUCCCACCAGUUGGUGCUUUCAACGCCACUGCAUACCGAGAAGAAGUGGAGUCAUCACUUCGGCUCGUCCAUGCAGUGGCUACUGGUGCCACAGGAGCACUCUGCGUGACUCAUAGGUACGGCCGCCUGCGUGCCCCCCUUCACGCAGCACGUUGGGACGCUGCUAGAGCGAGAGCAGAUUUAGCUGCUAACUUACUACACCAACUCGGUCUAGAAAACGCCGAAAUUCUAACUGCAGUUUCUCAAAGUUUAGUAAUGGGAAGUAGUUCUUCCGAGCGCGCUGUGGGUGCACGUGCUGUUGCCUUGCAACCUGAUGGUGUAGUUCAAGGUUCAAUUGCCUGGGAACGGUAUGGCACAGGUGAACCAGUUGCCGUACCAUCGCCGCAGAUGGAUAAACCACCAGAUCCAGAAUACCCGUGGUAUGUAUCAGCGUAUCAAACAGAAGAACUAAGAUCGUCUAGAUUUAUGCCCUCGCCGCCCGGUGCUGCAAUGGGAGGCUGGUGGACGUACCCAUAUUACAGCUGUGAGGCUGAACGCUGGCUGUUGUCAUAUACAGCCCCAGUAUCAAAAAUUCGUGGAUUAAGUGGUGUAGUAUCACUGGACAUAGACAUAUCUAAUUUGGAAAUAAAUCAAUGUGAAGCGAAGUAUGAAGACGAAAACGACAAUCAAAUUUACUCUUUUCAUGGAACACACAAAUGUCCUAACGAGACGACUUAUUGUAUAUACAAACGAAAUCGAGGAAUGAACAUAAGACAUGCAGGAUGGGCAAGAGGAUCAUACAUUUGCAGAUGUAGACCUGGUUUUUAUUCUAUACAUCAUCCUGAAGGAUUCAAUGGCUCUCUAGUUGAAGUUGCAUACCAAGAAUAUGAAGAAGGUGGUCUAGAAAAUUGGAGUGAGCCUUACGAAUGCUUUAAGUGCCAGCCUGGUUGUGAAACAUGCAGUGGCCCAGAACCAUGUCUUGCCACAUACAAUUGGCCUUUCCGGAUAUCAUUGCUGGUUAUAUCAGUAUCUUGUGCAGGGUUGACAGUAUGCCUUACAAUUUACACGCGCCAUCAUCGUCGUGUUAAAGUGUUUCGUGUAGCCAGCCCUGUAUUUCUCUCUAUAACAUUAUUAGGAUGCGCCAUUAUGUACAUGGAAAUGGCAGCUAUAUUUCCAGUUCUUGACAGAUACUCCUGUAUUGCCACAAAGUGGACUCGUCACAUGGGAUUUUGUAUCACUUACACAGCCCUACUUAUGAAAACAUGGAGAGUUUCUCUCACAUAUCGAGUUAAGUCCGCACACAAGUUAAAGCUGACUGACAAACAGUUACUACAGUGGAUGGCACCGAUACUACUUAUAAUGCUAGUGUAUUUGUGUACAUGGACGCUCUCUUCACCGCCAGACGCUGAAGUUAUAACCGACGACUUAGGAUUAAAAUUCAAGCAAUGCACGUACAACUGGUGGGACCACAGUUUAGCUAUAGGAGAAAUCCUGUUUCUACUGUGGGGUGUGAGAGUAUGCUACCGUGUCAGACACGCUGAGAGUUUAUAUAACGAAGCUCGCCUCAUAUCCAUCGCUAUCUACAACAUAUUUACUGUUAAUUCAUUAAUGAUUGCAUUUCAUUUAUUAAUAUUGCCGCGAGCCGGCCCUGAUAUCAAAUAUCUUCUUGGCUUUAUAAGAACUCAACUGUCCACUUCAACUACCGUAUUAUUAGUAUUUCUUCCAAAGGUGUUGCGUGUAGUGCGCGGCACGGGGGACAAGUGGGACAGCCGCGCUCGAGCUCGGGGAGUCCCCGCUUCCUCUUCACUCAACGGUAUUGGUCUUGUGCCUGACGAACCGCCGGAUUUGUACCAAGAGAACGAAGAAUUAAAGGAAGAAGUACAAAAACUCGCAGCACAGAUAGAAUUUAUGAAGAUCGUGCAAAUGGAGAUGCACAACAGACAUCUGCGACCACGGCCCGGUGGCUAUUUCAGUAGCCAGGCACCAACUUCGCACAGUCCAGUGCAUAACAACGCUAACUCUCAGGAGACAACGGAAUGGACUGGGCCGGUGUGA